Rhinocladiella mackenziei CBS 650.93 is the source of this 1623-nucleotide messenger RNA. RefSeq lists its product as uncharacterized. Lineage: Eukaryota; Fungi; Ascomycota; Eurotiomycetes; Chaetothyriales; Herpotrichiellaceae. Bases 1 to 1623 code for a protein of 540 amino acids. The transcript has a single exon. The record is from RefSeq and is a predicted model, not a curated record.
AUGGCAUCCUACCAGACCCAUGGCUUGUCGGCUCUCCACGAUGAAAGCAAUUGUCCCGAGAUCAUCCAAAAUUUCCAAGCAGAGAAUGAGGCGAUCGCAAUCUUACAACGAGCACAACGCAUCCCCAUCGAACAACAAGGGGCAACUGCCUGGGUCGGCCUUAGGGCUGAGGAAAUUCCCUCAUCUGGGGAAUUGAUGUCCGGCCUCCCUGUAGACCAGAACACAAUUUUCUCAAAUGAGCUCGCGGCGCGCAAGUAUCGCGAGGUCCUAUUGCCGCGCAAGCAGCAGCAGGAUGAGACGAUCCCCCAAAGUCCAGAGAUGCUUCGGGCCCAUGUCAAAGUCCUCUUCAAGGCAUUCAAAUGUGUCCCCGAGACCUGUGAAGACAGCCCCCAGAUGAAGAAGGACUUCAUCAACCAGAAACAUAACAACGUGGUGGUCGAAUGUUUGUGUUGGGAGAUUUUACGUGCCUGCAUCGAACGUUCCGAGAAGGCAGAAAACCUGGUUGAGGCAUGGGAGCCAGCAAAAUUCAAAUACAAACAUCACAACUGGUCCUUCGCCGAGCGCUUCGACAACAUUGUCACGACCAUGACCAAUUCCAAAACCAUCUGUAAACAUCUAUUCGACACCCGAUACCUCUAUAGAAUUGUCGAUGAGCCCCUCACAGGCGACUGCCGUGUCAAGUCAAACCGAAAGCUCAACCAGAUGAAAGCAGAGGUCAUGAAAAGAGGGAAGGCGGCACUGGAAGAGGACGAGAAGACGGCAACACGCUGCAAAUCUGCAACAGGGAUCCCAGAGCAGGGCAGUGAAACCACAUCUUCUGCAUCGCCUCCACAACGUCGCCGUCGCACUCGCAAGCAUGCUACCACUGCCGUCCAGCAAACAAUGGCUCCUCAACCUGCUACUCAGGCAAUGAGAUUUCCAUCGUCACUGGCGACCACCACGAUGCCGACACCGCCUCUGCAUGCGUCACAGUCUCUACAACCCAUGGCUAUGCCACCUAUGACGCAGACUUCGCCUGGUCUUGUCAUCCAAAGUUCGGCAGAGCUGUUCAACACUUUCCCAACGACUCCGUCCAGAACCGGCCCUGCAGCAGCUCAACCGCUACAGCAACGCCAGAGAAGUCAUCCUCAAGGAAUGAGUUACUCCGGAUCAUCCAACCAAGUUGUUCGGCCUCCGAUGACAUAUGCCGCACCCCUUCGACCUGGUCCUGGAAUGCAAAUCUUUCCUUCGACUCAAGUCCAUCCACGAGCUGCCUCCCAGACACCAUCUUCGAUGUCGUCUGGACAUACGCAUGCCAUUACACAGGGUGAUCCAAGCUCUAGGUCGUCGGAUUCGGUAGCAAAUCUUUCACCAGAGAACAGCGUGACGUCUCAAGGUCAUAACAACACAGUUGCUCCAAUAUCAGAAGAGGAGAUGUUGUCGUCUCUGAUCAGGGUCAAAUAUCAGCAGCCAAAUUGGAAUGCCCUAGCCGGCUCAGGUCCCAAAUCCCUCGAAUCAGGCUGGAGUCAAUAUCCAGACAUCGAUCCACAUCCGGCGAUGCCAGGCAGUCAACGAGAUACUAAACUGAACCUCCCUCGAGUGACACCAACUUCGUUUACCGGAUCUGAUGAACACGAAGAUUAG